Molecule: messenger RNA, 1508 nt
Organism: Ectocarpus siliculosus
Lineage: Eukaryota; Phaeophyceae; Ectocarpales; Ectocarpaceae
Source: the annotation of a GenBank genome assembly
CUCUCUCCCUCUCUCUCUCUGGACCUAUCCCGAAGCAUAACACAAGACUUGAAUUGAAUUCAAGCAGCAACAACUUCAUUCAUCAUGUCGAUCGUACUGCCGGAAUUGCCGUGGGCGAAGGACGCCCUCGCUCCCCACAUCAGCGCCGAGACCAUCGAGUACCACUACGGCAAGCACCACGCCGCCUACGUGACGAAGCUCAACGCGGCCAUCUCCACCAACUCCGAGCUGGAGGGUAAAAGCCUGGACGAGAUCAUGAAGACGGCCUCAGGCGGCGUCUUCAACAACGCCGCUCAGGUGUGGAACCACACCUUUUACUGGAAGUCCCUCAGCCCCAGCGGGGGCGGCGAGCCCACGGGCGCCGUCAAGGAGGCCAUCGAGGAGAAGUUCGGGUCGUUCGAGGCGUUCAAGAAGGCCUUCAGCGACACCGCCGCGGGGCACUUCGGCUCUGGGUGGGCCUGGCUCGUCAAGACGGAGUCGGGGGGAGUGGAUGUGGUGGGAACCCACGACGCGUCCAACCCGGUGAAGGAGGGCAAGGGCACCCCCAUCCUGACAUGCGACGUGUGGGAGCACGCGUACUACAUCGACUACCGGAACUCUAGGCCUGGGUACAUCGCUGCAUGGUGGAACCUUGUCAACUGGGACUUCGCCAACGAGAACUUGGCCAAGUGCUGAGAGAAGAGGGCGAACAGAACGCGGAGGAUCUCGAUUUGUCAUAAACACAUUAAUCACAACUACAGGCAUCGAGGGACACAUUUAAUCACAACCACAGGCAUCUCGAGAGAGAGGCGAUUUGAUUCGGUAGACGGAUAGUUUUAAAAAAGGGGUGGGAAGAGUUGCGCAUGGAUCGAGCGGUUGAGGGACAAAGGCGAUGGGAAGAGUGACGAAGCAUGGUCUGUUGUCUCAAACUUUAGCGAAGCACGGUCGGGAGAAAAGGCCAGAGAACGCGGCAGGUCGAGCGGAAACCCAGGAUUUGGAGGUGAACAGACACAUAUUUUGACGAUUUGAACCGGAGAGCGUCCCCAACACCAUCGUUGCCGAUUCGGUGUUGUGGCCUGUCCAGGGGAAUUCGGGGGUGGGGUGGGCGUAGUGGUGCGAGCUGUAUGUGCUCAUCGUGUUCACCCCACGCGACUGCCCAAACCUUUGAUUGUCGGCUGCCGAGUUUUUCUCGGGUGUCCUUUUUGCGUGAUCGUGAUCGUGAUCGUUCAUCGAGCUCGUUUUCGACACCAGCUGCGGUGAUUGCACGGGUAGAUUUUCGGAUGCUGUUCCCGUUUCGGCUGCGUGUGGCGAGCAAUCGCGGUUGACCCGCGUCGUGCCCACUGGCUUCCAGGAAAGGUGGUGUGUUGUGGUUCGGAAGCGAUAUAAUCUGCUGUCUCUUUUGGCGACGAUCAUCAUGAGCGCAAUGUGGAUGUUGUGCUGCUGCUUGCCGGUUCUGCCGCCCUCGCCUUUUGAGGUUGGUGUGGAAGGCCGCUAUUCACGACGAGGAAGAUGGAUGACAUGAGAAUGAG